GUGGGAGGGUUAAGCGAGUCACUUAAGUAGUGAUAAGAAGACAAUUAAACGACUCGAGGACACGUCGAAAAAGUGUUUGACUGAAGGAGCUGAAGUUUCAACAGAAAAACACACCAAGAUAAAUAAAAUAAAGUCUAAACUACAAGUGGAAUGUUACCACUUGUUUGAAGCCACCCUCCCUGUCCAUCACAAAUAACUAGUUCACCCCCUAAUUCUUUCUGUGAUGACGCAAACAUAGAUAAGCCAAGAGGCAACUAAAAAGGCAUUUUAACUAUCCUGCUAGACCGAGUCAAAGGAAGAAUCCCAACAAUCUCCAUCACCUCUUACCUGCUUCGGUUCCAUAAUCCUGUAAACAAGAUAAUAAAGUUGCAUUGUUCUCUGUAGGUGUACUCAAGAUCUUUUUACAUCCUUUAUUUAGUCCCAAUAAAGGACUUGUGUGUCUUAUUUUAUAUAAAAAAAACUUGAUCUACAUAACUGGAGUGGCACACCGUUAGUCAAUUAGAAACAAUGGGAAAACAUUCUUAUAUCUUCUUACUAGCUUUGAAAAAAAUUCCCAUCAUACACCAGUGACUUGUCAAAAUGUUCAUGUUCUUGGGGUUUCUCCCUAAAGUCCGGAAAGGAUAAAAUUAGACUUUACAAGAACUAAGAAGAGCCUUCCUGUUCAGAGCUGUUCCUCAUUCUGGAAUGAAGCAAAACUUGUAAAGCCCUCCCACUCUUGCCUUAUAUUUUCAGAUGAAACCAAGCGUCUUCAGUCAUUUCUCAUCACUCAGCUAUCAGGUCACUGCUCCAGACAACAUGGCUGAAGGGAUUCACCUCGAACGGGAGAGAUUCUGCUGCUCGUUGUGCUCUGAUUUGUUUAAUAAUCCGGUGACUGUACCUUGCGGACACUGCUUUUGCAUGAGCUGCAUCAAGAAGCACCUGGAUAAUGAGCAAGCAGUUGGGAUCUACAGCUGCCCUCGGUGCAGGGAGAACUCUAUGCAAAGGCCUCAACUGGUCAAAAAUGACAUGAUAGCACAUAUUGUGGAGCAGAUGAGGAAACCGAGGCAGACUUCAGAGACACCUUCAUGCUAUCCUGGAAGUGAAGAUGUAGCCUGUGAUUUCUGCACUGAGAAAAAACUCAAAGCUGUAAAAUCCUGUCUGCAAUGUUUGGCUUCGUAUUGUGAGGAACACCUUCAGCAUCAUAAGGACGUGCCCGCCCUCAGGAAACACAGGUUGGUGGAAGCAACAGCAAAUCUUGUGGAGAGUAUCUGCUUUCAACAUCACGAAGUCAUGAAGCUGUUCUGCCAGACUGAUCAGUGCUGCAUCUGUAAUGUCUGCUCAGAGGAUGGACACAGAGGCCAUAAAAAAGUCUCCACAGAAGCAGAAAGAGCCGAGAAGGACAGAGAGCUUCAGGUGGCUCGGCAAAACAUCCAGCUGAGAAUCCAGGAGAAAGAUAAAGAUGUGAUGGCUUUUAAACAGGAAGAGGACGAGAUUUGUCAGUCAGCUGACAGUGCACUGAUCACCACCGAGAAGGCUUUCACAGAGCUCAUUUAUAUGAUUGAGAAAAAGCUCUCGCAUGUAAAAGAAGGCAUCCUGUCAAGGCAGAACGCCGAUGUGGGUCGGUAUAAAAAUGUUCGGGAUAAGCUGGAGGAUGAGAUUGCCAAGUUGACUAGAAAAGAUACCGAGCUGGACAAGCUUUCCCGUACAGAGAACCACACUCACUUUCUAUUGCAUUAUCACUCAUUGGCUCAUCUGGAUGAUUAUAAAUACCAACCCAUUUACAAGCUUCGCCGUCAACGUAACUUUGACAGAGUUUCAGUGGUUGUGUCGGAAGCCAGAAAUAGGCUGGAGGCGGUCCUUAAUGAAGAAGUGUCUAAGAUUCUGUUUGCAAUAUCCGGGACCAAUGGUGUCCCACCAGUUCCUCAAGCCGAGCCAGAGGCUGUUGCCUCUCCUGUCCAGACCACAGCUGAGUUUGUAAAAGGCAGAAUCCUCCAAAACAGAACAAGCCCCACGUCUCCUAGAUCUGAACUUUCACAGAACAAAGAGAAUUUCAUUCAAUUCAAUGGGGAUCAUGUCGAUUCUAACCCUUUUCCAUCCAGAGGCACCCCCAAAGUUAGCAAAAGGAACUUUUUACUAGCCAAGCCUUACCCUGAGAGUAAUGGCCAUGACUUCCUACCGAUCAAAACCAGCCCCAAAUCAAACUUUUCAAAGCCUCCUGAAAAGGCUCUCAGACAGGACUCUUCCUCAACCAGUGCUUCGCUCCGCUUUACCAAACAUAAAAUGUCACGGGCCAAAGCUGACGUCUUUGAAAGCCAAGGUGACAUAAAAAAAAAAGUGGAUUUGAUGGGGACCAAUCAAAUAAUUAGAAGUUUGUCUCGGUGUAGUCUGAACAAUGCUGAUUUUAUGCGACUCACACCUGAAAUUCUACUGGACAGAGUGUCGACCAGAGACAAACUUAUACUGAAUAGAUCUGACUUCUUACGUGUUGCUAAACAGAUCACGUUAGAUCCAAACACUGCCAACCCGCAUCUGCUAAUAACAAUGGAGAACAGAGAAGUACACUACAUGACGGAUGAACUGCCGUAUUCUAACCACCCAGAAAGGUUUGCAUAUUCCUGGCAAGUCCUGAGUAAGCAGAAUCUGACCGACCGAUGUUACCUGGAAGUGGAGGGAAGUGGAAGAGGAGUUAUGGUGGCACUCGCUUACAAGGACAUCAGCAGAACUGGAACCUUCAAUGAAUGCACAUUUGGGCAAAAUGACAAGUCCUGGGCCUUAGAUUGUUUCGAAAACAGUUUUGAAUUUAGACAUAACAAGAUCAAAACUCGCAUCCCAGGCACAUGGUCCAGCAGAGUAGGAGUUUACUUGGAUUACAAAGAAGGUCUUCUGUCCUUCUACAGUGUCUCUGAAACCAUGACUCUUCUCCAUGAAGUCAAGGCUAAAUUCACUCAGCCGCUCCAUGUUGGAUUCUGGCUCUCUGAUGGAGCAUCAGCCAAAGUGUGCAAGUUCAGUUAGGCUGCUGUUUCUCUUUGAUUGUUCAGAAAAAUAAAAACCUUAAACAGGUGAUUGAAAAUGCAAAUAUGUAACUGAAAUAUUUUUAUGUAAAUACUGAUAAAGGUCUAAACAUCUACACUUUGUGAACAUUGCAGAUUUUUUUAGAGAACCUUGUUAGAGAGAACUCUGUUCAACCUAAUAUUUUAUCUCUUCAAAUUCAUCAGUAGAAAUUUCAUAUUUCAAAUUUUCACAUUUCUUUCUGCAUGUUUAAAUUCUCUAUAAAACAAGUGUAGACAAUUUCUUUAUUGCUGAUGUAACUUUUUUUAAACCAAAGACUACUGAAAUCACCUGUAAUAAAUGUAUUGUUGGUGGUAAAAAUUUGUUUCGUGUUAGACUUAUUAGCAUCAUUAUUAUUGUAAAUAUUAUUAUUUUUAGUGGUAGUUGCAGUGUUUUAUUUUGAAGUCUUUUUAAACUUUAUAACCUUUCUUUUUAGCAUGAAAUUAAAACACAGUUUUAAUUAAAAGCCGUGUGUCAUGGUUUUACUUAAUUCAGGAAAAUUACCUGGCAGAGGUUUGUUUUUGCAUUUGAAGUGUAGAUAUGUGCAAUACUGUUUGUUCUUAUUUUUUCAUUCAUUUUAUUCGUAAUAAAAGUAAAUGAAGAAAAUUUGUUUUCUUCCUGAAAAAUUAAACUGUUUAAUUACACUGAUUUGUAGUUUACUGCUGUGCAUAAAAUUAAUGCAGGUCUAGAUAUGUAACAGGAACAAAUAACAUGAUGGUGUAUAUAUUUAACAUUUUUAUGAAAUACUGACGUAAAUGUAAAAAAAAUAACUGCUUUUAUCUGUGUAAACAUAAAUAAAUAAGCUGUAAUUUCUGUGGAAAAUGUUAAAGUACUUUAUUCUGUCUGAUGGAA
Nothobranchius furzeri (turquoise killifish) is the source of this 3879-nucleotide messenger RNA. Its product is annotated as tripartite motif-containing protein 16. The record is from RefSeq and is a predicted model, not a curated record. Lineage: Eukaryota; Metazoa; Chordata; Actinopteri; Cyprinodontiformes; Nothobranchiidae. Gene Ontology annotation, molecular function: protein binding; zinc ion binding.